Molecule: messenger RNA, 2330 nt
Organism: Girardinichthys multiradiatus
Lineage: Eukaryota; Metazoa; Chordata; Actinopteri; Cyprinodontiformes; Goodeidae
Product: dentin matrix acidic phosphoprotein 1-like
Exons: 10
Coding region: 25-1467 (480 amino acids)
Biological process (GO): positive regulation of transcription by RNA polymerase II
Molecular function (GO): RNA polymerase II cis-regulatory region sequence-specific DNA binding; DNA-binding transcription activator activity, RNA polymerase II-specific
Source: RefSeq, a predicted model, not a curated record
GACUGCAUUCAGUAAGAGAAGAAAAUGAAGAGAAGAUCUUUCCCAAGAUCCAACAGUGGGCAAGAAGAUGAGGAAGGACAAAGUUGUGACAGAAAACAUAGCCUCAGAAAAAGAAAGUGUGUCAUCUAUUGGGAUCAUGCUGACAAAAAUGAUGAUGGUGAUGAUAAUGAUAAUGAUGAUGAUGAUAAUGAGGAAGAGGAGGAGGAGGAGCAGGAAAAUUACAACCAGAUACCACCACACAACUGGGAUAAAGAUCUAGAACUGUGGCCUGUAAUCUGUGGGACCAAAGAGGGGAUGAUGGAUGCCAAAAAGCUGGAGAAAAGUCUGAAGUGUAUUGAAUGUGAGGGCCGCCACUUCACCCCACCUGCCUUUGAGGACUUUGCAGGAAAAAGCUUGUCUAAAAAAUGGAAAGCCACCAUAUACUCUGAUGGAAAGCCUCUUCAAUACUGGUUUGAUAAAGGUCUCCUGGUCACUAGGGGAUAUUUGAAAAAAAGAACCGAGAGCAUCAAGACGAAAGCUCAGACAUUUCAGAACAACAAAGAUAAAUCUGCUCAUAAUUUAAGACAACACGACUCUCUGGGAGGCUGUAUCCUCAUGGAAGAGUCAGAAGCAGAGUUUACAGAAGACUCUGAGGAAGAAGAUGUUAGUGAAAGACUUCCAGGCAGUAAAAACAGGGUCUUGAGGAUGGAGGAAAAGAAAGGGGGGCAUGAUGAUAGAAAUGGUGGCGACUAUGUGAACUCAGACCAUCAAGAAGAAAAACAAGAUGAUAAACUGGAUCAGCAUGAAAUAGAAGAGGAUGGGGAUGCGUCUGAUGACCCUAAAGACCUCUGUGCUCCUAAAAAAACUGAUCCAAGAUUGAUCAUUUCAACACCUGAGAAACUUGCACUGCAGAUGAAAAUGAAAGUUAUGUUAAAAAGAAUGUCAGUGACAAGGAGUGACUGUCCGACCACCACUAUGAACCAUCUAAUAGAAGGUGAGGAGAAAAAAGACAGAGCUUCACGGAUGACAUAUUGUGAAAAGGAAAAAGACAGUGAGACAGAAGAGCUCUUAGAAAUGGCAGUACCCGAGGACAGUGAAGAACCAAUAGAAUCUGAAACAGUAGACGUUGCCACAAACAAUUGUCCCCAACCACUACCUGUUGAAGAGGAAAUCCAUGAAUCAUUGAGGCUUUCUGCUGCACCUUUGAAUAUGCCUGGUCAGAGCAGAUAUGAUAAUCACACAGAUGUAAGCAGCUCAGACCAAAUCGAGUCACAAAUUCUAUCAGAGACAAGCAUCCAAGGUUCAGCCAGUGCUCAUCUCUCAGAUAAAGUGGAGAUCUCAGCGUCGGGGGUCUUAGCUGGUUCUGAUGUGAACACAAUGGAUUUGCAUCAACUCCAGAGAGAAAUGCUAAAAAUGCAGCUGGACGUUUUAAGACUACAAAAGGAAUAUUAUACUUUGAAGCUAAAGGACUUAAACUGUUACAAUUGAAAUGGAUUGUCUCAAUACAAUAGGAAGAUCGAUACAGGACGUGAUGGAUACUGCAACUUUAAUGAGGAUUAUGUGUGGGAUAUAAUAUUUUCCAUAACAAGACAUUACAAAAAAUAGAAUUUGAUUAUUACAACAUACAACAUGUUACAAAAAGAUUCCACUUUCCCUGAAUAGUUUCAUUGGCAGAGGAAGACACAAUACCAUAGGAGAACCCUUUCAGUAUAAUCUUAGUAUGUAUUUUACAACGUAGCAUACAAAGUGUUGUAAAUUAAUGAAUAAAUUGUUAUGAGUCUAAAACUCACACAUAUAAGUGUUAGAAGGGAGGAUUAUACUGAUGGAUGUCCAUUUAGCCAGGCUGCCACAGAUUGUUUGGACAGGUCAAAAGAUUUGCCACAUGGCUCUUACAAGCCAUUUUUAUGGUACAUGUGCACCACCAUUUGGAAUCAACACAAAUGCAAUCCAGAUAUUGCAGCAAUGACUCAAUAAUACCAGUACUCAAUUCUACAUUACGUUAUGCAGGUGCUUUACUCAGUUCAGCAAGCUGGAUGCUUAAAACUGAAAGUGAAACUGAUGGUAUAACCUCUUUUCUGAUUUAUUUGGUUGAUGAUUAUCAAAAUGCUUGGGGGCACUCAAAGAGCAUUAUAACGGUAUUCCCAGGUGGUCAGUUGAUCUUUAAAUAAAAAAUGUAAAAACAUUUAAUAAAACUGUUGGGUGUGAGAGGCCAUACAGACUCAUGGAUACAGGAGAUCCUUCCUGCCCACAGCCAUCAGCAUCUACAACGGCUCUUUGAGGAAACCUUCAUAAUAUGAGCUAUAACAACAUUUAAUUUCCCUUUGGGAUUAAUAAAGUAUUUUUGAAUUGAA